AGUAUAUGGAGGUAAGAAUGAUUCUCGCCGUCAAUAUUUACGACAAUUGGCAUAUAGGCAUAAAAUAGAUUAUGCUUCAUUAGUCGAACAUUAUGAUGUGAUGAAUGACAGACCAAUUGCUCCAACAACUAAAGAAAAAAAAUACUAA
Molecule: messenger RNA, 148 nt
Organism: Racocetra persica
Lineage: Eukaryota; Fungi; Glomeromycota; Glomeromycetes; Diversisporales; Gigasporaceae
Source: the annotation of a GenBank genome assembly